This is a messenger RNA of Colletes gigas, 2009 nucleotides long. Its product is annotated as cdc42 homolog. The transcript is spliced from 5 exons. The record is from RefSeq and is a predicted model, not a curated record. Gene Ontology annotation, molecular function: GTP binding; GTPase activity. Lineage: Eukaryota; Metazoa; Arthropoda; Insecta; Hymenoptera; Colletidae. The coding region runs from base 282 to 857 and encodes 191 amino acids. Gene Ontology annotation, biological process: small GTPase-mediated signal transduction.
CGUUGAAAUUUGUCAGACGCGAUUCUAGUUUCUUGUGCAGAAAAGAUUCAUUUCCGUGAAACUUUCACGAGAAUGCAUUUAAUUUUCUUUGCUCGGGGAACACACGACCGAACGUUACGGGACGUGAUCGAACGUGACCGAAUGUAAUGGAACGUAACGAGACUUGACGGAGACUCGACGAGACUAAACCAAGACCGAACACUAUGGAACGAAAUCAGACAAAUAUUCAUCUCGUGUGGCUGACAAGUAAUCCCGUAAAAAUUAAACGCUGAACAAGAAAAAUGCAGACAAUUAAGUGCGUCGUAGUGGGGGACGGUGCAGUAGGUAAAACUUGUUUGUUGAUUUCAUAUACCACCAACAAAUUUCCAUCUGAAUACGUUCCAACAGUAUUCGACAAUUAUGCCGUAACUGUAAUGAUUGGGGGAGAACCGUAUACUUUAGGAUUAUUCGAUACAGCUGGUCAGGAGGAUUACGAUCGUUUGCGUCCUUUAAGCUAUCCUCAGACCGACGUAUUUCUUGUCUGUUUUUCUGUCGUGUCGCCCUCGUCUUUCGAAAAUGUUAAAGAAAAGUGGGUUCCAGAGAUAACUCAUCAUUGUCAAAAGACACCGUUCCUAUUGGUUGGUACUCAGAUCGAUUUGCGAGACGACGCCGCGACGAUCGAGAAACUUGCAAAAAAUAAACAGAAACCUAUAUCGGCGGAACAAGGAGAAAAGCUCGCCAAAGAGCUGAAAGCGGUGAAAUACGUCGAAUGCAGUGCUCUUACACAGAAAGGCUUGAAAAAUGUGUUCGACGAAGCGAUCCUAGCAGCUUUAGAGCCUCCGGAGCCAGUGAGAAGAAGACGAUGUGUCAUCUUGUAGAGCAGAACCUACAUCCUCUCUGAAAUCUAUUAGCGCUAUUCAGCCGAAGACUGUGAGUUCCAUCGUACGGUGCAUGCAAGAACAUUUUUCGACGAUCGGUAGUUCCGAUAUCCGAGUAUCGGUACAAUUCAUCUUUCGUUUCUGACGCAUUCGAUACGUGCUCGACUUGAACGAAAAAAUUCACACAAAAAGAUGAGGAACAGACAUUUUAUAUAUAAAUGGAGAUCCGUAUAAAUGUAUAGUAUACGCAUUUCCAGCCAUCGAUCCGUUCGUUGAAUAAAUAUAAGCAAUGACCGGUUUCGCUUAUAUCGAUUCAUGGCAGCGAGCAUUGAUACUUUGACGAUCGCACGAAAGAAAUGGCAUAAUCACCGAGAUUCUACGAACAUCCAUACGAUUUUCGUAACAAAACAUUUGCAAAACAUUCAACUAUUGUGUAAGACGUUUUUAUUGAUAAAUUGGUAGUGUGAAUUUUUUAAUAAAUCAGUUUUAAAAAACGAUUCGAACCUAUGAAUACAUUUCUCACGAUUUCUACUUCGAUACGUAUGUUGAUCCUUUCCGCGUUUAAUAGCCAAAUUUUUGAAACAUCCGUUAAAUGCAUUCUCUAAAAAUUUAUUUAUAUCGCCAAGAAAACCAUAUUUCUACGGACAUCCAUAAAAGAUUAACACGGUGGUGUGGUUAAAGCUUUAUUUACAUUCGCUUUUUUCACGGGUGAUAUCGUUGAAUGAUUAAUUAAACUAUAGUACAUGUAAAACUUGUUCUUAAAUUUGGCCGUUUAUUACCAUGAAUGUUUGGUAUCUAACUUUGGAUUGAAAUCGAUUACAUUCGGAUAUCGAAUGUUAUCUUACUCUUCUACUCUAACACGUUGAUACUUCAUUUCUAUAUUUAAGUCGCUACAAGUACCGAUUGCGAUACACUGUUAUUACACAUGUACCUGGAUAAUGCACACGCCCAAAUCGACCGUUGUCCAAAUCGUCUAAUACUCUUUUUUUUUUUGCGAAACGAUGUAUACUUCUAUGGUUUUGCUUCCCCGUAAAAGAGGACAAAGCGAUUACCACGAAACGUGUAUCUCGGUGUACAUACGCUUUCACGUACACUAUCCGUACGUUUCAAAUAUAGAGAGGGCAAAUUAAUCUCGACUACCUGACGCGGGAU